AUACUGAAAAUAAAAAAGUCUCCUCGCUUAGCUUCGUUUACUUUCCUUUCCCUUUCUUUUUCCAAAGCUUCACUUCCCACGGAAAAGCGCGAAAAUCAAUGGACCCACCACCGCCACCGGCAGCCACGUCAUCCAACGGCGCCAACAAGCUCCGCCUCAUGUGCAGUCACGGCGGUCAUUUCCUCCCCCGUCCACGCACCAACACUCUCUUCUACGCCGGCGGCGAGACACGCAUCGUCUCCUUCCAUCGCCACAACCUCGCCACUAUUUCCUCCUUCACUUCUCACAUCUCCGCCACACUCUCCGUCGCGCCUCCGUUCAACAUCAAGUACCACCUCCCACCUCACCUCCACCUCGACUCACUCAUCUCUCUCUCUUCCGACGACGACCUCGCCGUACUCCUCGACGAGAACCGCCGCCUCAACUCCACUCCCUACCGCAUCAGAUUGUUCCUCUUCUUCUUCCACUCUUCUCCGCGUUCCGCCGCUGCAAUUCGGCACCCGAAGACGGAGGCGUGGUUCUUCGACGCGCUUAAGAGUGCUAAGAUUAUGGAGCGUGAUGCUCACGUGACCAGUCAGGAGUUUUGUUCCUCUGCGGCCGAGUCUAUGGUUUUGGAUACAACCUCAUCUUUUGGCUCCACUUCUUCUUCAACUUCGUCGACGAAUUUGCCUCCGUUGAGGGCUCAGGCUGAUGAGAACAACAACAACGACGUCGUUUUGAAGGAUAGCAAAGGGAAGUUGAAUUCUUCGGAUUCAAUCUCGUGUGAUAAUACUGUUUCAUCUAGUGUUAUGUCCCACCAGCUAAAUAUAUCUUACGAAGACCCUGCGGUUUAUCAUAUUUCGGAGGCAAGAACCAAUGCUGAAUCCAUUGAAGCUGAAAACAAAUUCGCUUACAUUUCCUCUGGGGUCAUGGCGAAUAACAUGAAUAUGGAUCUCGGGUAUGCCUCAUUUCCACAGUAUAAUCAAGUGGGGAGUCCACAUUUGCAGUUUGUACAAGCUCCUCAGCAAAUUCUACCAAUCCACCCAAGUGGCCUGUUACCACUACCAUCAUGCCAACCCAUGUACCAGCAACCGCAGCCAUUGCAGAAUAUGGUUUACUAUCCUAAUCAAUCGUGUGCUGUAUACCUUGUGCCUAUUGGAAACAUCGCUCCCAAUGGUUUUCCUAUAGCUGCUUCUGGCAAAGCUUCAUUGAAUCUGAAUCCGGAUCCUCCCUUAAUGAAUGUUCAUGUAGCUUACAAACCUAUGGGGGAAGCCAGGUCUCCUUUUGGCCAUGAUUUUGCCCCACCAGAUUACUUAACAGACAAUGCAAUGACUGCAUCUUCUACUCAUGUAACUCAGCAACAAGACAUGGAUAUUUAUUCAUUUUAUCAUCAAUCUCCAAACGUAUCUAUCAAUUCUGGGGAAUCUCCCGAGUUUGAAAAUGAACUUGAUGAUGGCCUUGCUCGUGAUCAGAUAUACAAAUCCCAGCCCCCUCCUCCGAAAUACCCAACCAUGUCAAAAGCUACAACAAACUUGUUAUCUGAGGCUCUUGCUAAAUUGCAUGUGGAUAACCUGAAGCAGCAGACAGAACAGUAGUUUUUACCAUGUGCAAGAUACAGUUUUGGUAGAAGUUCUACAGUGACUUUGAAUGUUUCUUUUCUGUUUCUCAUAAUGUACUGGUAUGUCUUGUUUUAUCUUCACCCUCUGAGUGUUUUUAUAGGUUGAGCUUUUC
Messenger RNA from Arachis ipaensis, 1710 nucleotides. Its product is annotated as Octicosapeptide/Phox/Bem1p family protein. The record is from RefSeq and is a predicted model, not a curated record. Lineage: Eukaryota; Viridiplantae; Streptophyta; Magnoliopsida; Fabales; Fabaceae. Gene Ontology annotation, molecular function: protein binding.